UCUUAUUAAUGUUUGUUGAUGAUAAAUCACUUGUUUUCAUAAACUGAGCGAUUGAUUUUAACAAGUAUAUCUUUUAGUUUUAUAUUGUUAUUGUGAAAUCUUUUUUAAGCUGAAAAUCGUAGCAAUGUUAUUAGUAGUGAUAAAAAUUAAAAAAUAACAAAAAUUUAAAUGCCUCUGCCCUUGUAUUUGAGAUCAAAUCCUAGAUCAGCAAUGAUGGAUGAAUUCUCCGAGUCGUCCGAUGUAUCCGUUGUUGAUGUCUAUGAUAUCGCUUCGGAAAUCGGCAAAGAAUGCGAGAAACUCAUCGAUUCAUAUGGCAGUGAUUCUAUUACGAAUCUUAUGCCUAAAGUGAUCAAUGCUCUUGAGCUACUUGAGAAUUUAGCGACUAAGAAUGAGCGUGAGAACACAACGGUCCAAGAACUUAGGGCUAAAAUUUCUCAACUCGAAUUGGACAAAAUUGGCAAAGCAGAAGAUCGACAACGUUUCGAAAAAGAAUUAGAACAGAUUGAAGAACAUUGGAGACAAGAAUCUCGUGAUUUAUUGGAGAUGGUUACCAGAUUGCAGGAAGAAAAUAGACGAUUAGCAGCUACUGUACAAGAAACUCGAACUGACAGCGGCGAUGGCGAUAAACAAACUUUUACAGCAAGUCAAGAAGUUGAUAUUGCGGUUUUACAACGUCUGAGAACGAUGAUUGAUAAACAAAGAGAACAAAUUAGAAAUCGUGACAGAGAACUUUCUCAAAAAGAUGCAGAAAUGGAAAAUUUAUCCAAUCAAGUAGACAAAUUAAGUGUUGUUGGGAGAGAAUUAAAGCGAAAACAAAGACAAGCUCAAAUGCAAGCAAGGGGCCUAGUAGAAGAACGAGCAGAUUUUUUAGCACAAUUACAAGAUCAAAAUCGAGAACUUAUUAAUCUUCGAGCGAGGCUCGGGCUUGCACGAAAAGAAAAUGAGGAUCUAUCAAAAUCUCAAGGUUAUCUAGACUUAACUAAUAAAGUAAUUUAUGACUUGGAUGAUCCAGACAGGCCGAGAUUUACAACGUUGGAACUUAAAGAAAUUUUACAUGAAAGAAAUGAGCUAAAAGCAAGGGUUUCCGAUUUAGAAGAUGAGUUAGAGUUAUAUCGACCAAAACCAGAAUGGAUUCAGGAUGACAAAGAUGCUCCCGUUCAAGGUCCAUUACCUUAUGAACCAGAUGAUGCUCCAUGGAAAAAAGCUUCUGAAUCAGGUAUACGAAAAUUUUUUAGAAAAAUUUUCUCAGAAACAGGUGGCAGUUUUUUAGGUGGUAGCAGUCCCCGUCGAAGUCUUUCUAAUUUAUCAAAAAUGGCUCUUUCAGGAAAUAGUAGUGGUGAAACUUCUAUUUAAUCUUUUGUUAAAUCAAGAAAUCUUUUUAAAUGCCAAACGAAAGAAAAGAUUGAAUAAUAUUCCAUGUAAUACUUUACUAAGAAAUGAACGUCUAAUUUCUACGUUUAGUUGUAUUUGUAACUAAAAUGUAAUUUGAAAAUAUGUACACCAGUUGCAAAUAACAAUUGU
Molecule: messenger RNA, 1521 nt
Organism: Ceratosolen solmsi marchali
Lineage: Eukaryota; Metazoa; Arthropoda; Insecta; Hymenoptera; Agaonidae
Gene: Rilpl
Product: Rab interacting lysosomal protein like
Exons: 6
Coding region: 169-1353 (394 amino acids)
Biological process (GO): cilium assembly
Cellular component (GO): cytoplasm; ciliary basal body
Molecular function (GO): protein dimerization activity; small GTPase binding; dynein light intermediate chain binding
Source: RefSeq, a predicted model, not a curated record